GUGUAUUUCUGUUUGGUACAUUGAUUUUAUUUUCAUAUACCUUCCAUCUGUUGUUUUCCGUAAGGCCACUACAUGACACUGCACACGCAACAGUCGAAAAAUCCAAUAGCAACAAAAGCAAGCAAACGGUUCACUUUCAUUAUCCCAUUUUUUGUUUAUUUUCUCAUCUCAGUAUUAAACAAACGUUCAUAUGCAGACCGCCCAAGAAAAGUUGCAGAUUCUCUUUUAUUCCAGCUAUUUUUAAUUGCUUCUUUUUCCAUGCUCUCUCUCGCACUAAAACAAAACAAGGGUUAUUUUCUCUCACCAAGUCAGGAAGAACCCCAUUGCCCCCUUUUGCUUGUUAGUUGUGGAGGUUCAAGGUGGGUUUUGGAUGUCUCAUUUUCCAGAUGUGGGUUCGUUUCACUAUGCGACUUCCUUUCUGGGUAUAUGAAGAAGACGAAGAAGGACGAGCUUGUGCUUGAAAAAUGAGGAAAUGGGUUGUCGUAAUUACUGAAAUUUGAACAUCGUAACGCUCUAUUUGGGUGGUUUUCAAGUCUUUCUUGUUUGCAAUUUUGGUUUUUGGUGUUCACAAAUGGAGAGAAUUUAUGAGUUUCAGUUAAUGUUAGUGGUUUGCUGGGGAAUUUUCGUGGGUUUUACUUGGUGUCAGGACAAUGCAGAUGCAGUUACUGCUGUAUAUAUUGUUACCCUGAGACAACCCCCUGCUUCUCAUUACUAUGGUGAUGAACUGAGAGUGAAUACAGAAGAUUUUGAUCAUGGUGCUUCUGGUGGGACAACCAGACUGGACACGCCAAGGAGUAUUUCAAGGAGAGAUGGGCAUAAUAGCUCAUAUAUUGCCCGAGUUCAUGAUUCAUUAUUGAGGAAAGUCUUGAGAGGGGAGAGUUAUCUCAAGCUCUAUAGUUACCACUACUUGAUCAAUGGAUUUGCGGUGCUCGUUUCUUCCCAGCAGGCUGAGAAACUUUCAAGGAGGAGAGAAGUUGCUAAUGUGGUGUUGGAUUACUCAGUUAGAACUGCAACCACCCACACGCCACAGUUCUUGGGUCUACCUCAAGGGGCGUGGGCUCGAGAAGGCGGAUAUGAAUCUGCAGGAGAUGGAAUCGUAAUAGGGUUUAUUGAUACUGGAAUCAAUCCAACGCACCCAAGCUUCUCUGAUGACUUAACCAAAAGUCUGUAUCCAGUUCCGGAACAUUUUUCAGGCAUUUGUGAAGUCACUAAGGAUUUCCCAUCCGGCUCCUGCAACCGAAAGCUUAUUGGGGCCCGCCAUUUCGCAGCUUCUGCUAUAACCAGAGGAAUAUUUAAUGCGAGUCAGGACUAUGCUUCGCCAUUUGAUGGAGAUGGCCAUGGGACGCACACAGCUUCAAUUGCCGGAGGGAACCAUGGGAUUCCAGUGGUAGUGGCUGGGCAUCGCUUUGGGAAUGCCAGUGGAAUGGCGCCUCGUUCACACAUUGCUGUGUACAAAGCAUUAUACAAGAGCUUUGGAGGCUUUGCUGCAGAUGUCGUUGCUGCCAUAGAUCAGGCAGCUCAGGAUGGAGUGGACAUAAUAAGUUUAUCAAUCACCCCCAAUAGGCGUCCUCCUGGAAUUGCAACUUUCUUUAACCCCAUAGACAUGGCCUUACUAUCAGCUGUAAAAGCUAGUAUUUUUGUUGUACAAGCAGCAGGCAAUACUGGGCCGUCCGCGAAGAGUAUGUCUUCCUUCAGUCCGUGGAUCUUCACUGUUGGUGCUGCCUCUCAUGACAGGAUUUAUAGUAACUCUAUUGUCCUUGGCAACAAUCUCACUAUUUCCGGAGUUGGGCUCGCACCGGGCACCCCUAUGGAUACGAAAUACACGCUGGUUUCAGCGAUUCAUGCUUUGAAUGACACGGCAGCUGUAAAUGAUAUGUAUGUGGGCGAAUGCCAAGAUGCCAGUAAUUUGAAUCAGGAUCUUGUCCGAGGCAACCUUUUAAUUUGUAGCUAUUCGAUCCGUUUUGUACUUGGGCUUUCUACCAUCGAACGGGCCUUACUAACAGCCACAAACCUUAGUGCAGCUGGUGUUGUGUUCUACAUGGAUCCUUUUGUCAUUGGAUUUCAGCUAAACCCAGUUCCAAUGACAUUGCCUGGCAUCAUAAUUCCAUCUCCAGAUGAUUCCAAGAUCUUUCUUCAAUACUACAAUUCUUCAUUGGAGAGAGACGGAAGUACAAAGAAAGUUGUCAAAUUUGGUGCAGUUGCAUCCAUCUCAGGCGGACUAAAAGCAAACUAUAGCCAUUCCGCUCCAAAGAUCAUGUAUUAUUCUGCAAGGGGACCAGAUCCUGAGGACAGCUUUCUUGAUGAUGCUGACAUAUUAAAACCAAACCUUGUUGCUCCUGGAAACUUUAUAUGGGCUGCUUGGAGUUCCCUUGGCACUGACUCAGUUGAAUUCAUGGGCGAGGACUUUGCAAUGAUGUCUGGGACAAGUAUGGCUGCUCCUCAUGUUGCUGGGCUUGCGGCAUUGAUUAAGCAGAAAUUUCCCAGUUUUAGUCCCUCAGCCAUUGGGUCUGCACUUUCUACAACAGCUUCUCUCUAUGACAAGAAUGGGGGGCCCAUAAUGGCCCAGCGUGCAUAUACCAAUCCAGAUGUCAACCAAUCACCUGCAACGCCGUUUGAUAUGGGAAAUGGAUUUGUGAAUUCAACUGCCUCACUCGAUCCGGGUCUUAUUUUCGAUUUGAGUUACGAUGAUUACAUGUCAUUCCUUUGCGGAAUAAAUGGUUCAGCCCCUGUGGUCUUGAAUUACACGGGUCAGAGCUGUGGGGUUUCUACCAUUAGUGGCAUAGACUUGAACUUGCCUUCAAUCACUAUUGCGAAACUGAACCAGUCUAGAGUUGUCCAAAGAACAGUAACUAACAUUGCGGAAAAUGAAACAUACAGCAUUGGUUGGAGUGCUCCUUAUGGAGUAUCCCUGAAAGUGAGUCCAACCCGCUUUUCAAUUGCUAAGGGAGAUAGAAUGGUAUUGACUGUGUCCGUGAAUGCAACAAUGAACAGCACCGUCGCGAGCUACGGGAGGAUUGGGCUGUUUGGUCAUCUAGGUCACGUUGUCAACUUUCCUUUAUCAGUUAUUGUCAAAAUCUCAUACAACACCACGAAUAGCCAAGGAGCUGCUGAUUAACUAGUCCCCCCUUUUGUUUGUUGUAAUCUAUCUGUCUUCUUGUAAUUUUGUUUUUUUUUUUUUGUUUUUUUGUUUUUUUGUUUUUGCCUUUAAGCCUUCUCUUAGUAUUUUUUUUGUUCUUCAUUUUGUAAUUCUGUAGGGAAUAUGUCUGAUUUUUGUUUUGAUUCUUUGCCAUGUACAUGAUGGAGGAUCUUUUUGAGAUGUAGAUAUAGAUAGUGCUUGAUUGAUGAUAGAAUGAAUGAUGUAAUCAAACAUGAAAUGCAUGUAUUGAAGCUCUUCACAUUUUCCCUUCUGUUA
Molecule: messenger RNA, 3412 nt
Organism: Rhododendron vialii
Lineage: Eukaryota; Viridiplantae; Streptophyta; Magnoliopsida; Ericales; Ericaceae
Product: subtilisin-like protease SBT2.2
Exons: 10
Coding region: 572-3115 (847 amino acids)
Biological process (GO): proteolysis
Molecular function (GO): serine-type endopeptidase activity
Source: RefSeq, a predicted model, not a curated record